Molecule: messenger RNA, 3684 nt
Organism: Histoplasma capsulatum G186AR
Lineage: Eukaryota; Fungi; Ascomycota; Eurotiomycetes; Onygenales; Ajellomycetaceae
Product: beta-tubulin cofactor d
Exons: 6
Coding region: 1-3684 (1227 amino acids)
Biological process (GO): post-chaperonin tubulin folding pathway; tubulin complex assembly; microtubule cytoskeleton organization
Molecular function (GO): GTPase activator activity; beta-tubulin binding
Source: RefSeq, a predicted model, not a curated record
AUGGAUGCUCCUCAGGACAGAGACAUUAAACUUCAGCGUGCUUCUAAUGAUUUGAUACGAGAAGCAAGAUCAAAACUCGUCCUGCUCCUCUGGAAAUCGCGUCCUGGCGGCGGCCGUGAGGUCCAUCGGCUAGCACAAGUUCGCAAGGCUUUAAAACUGAUAACUCUCUUGGAACCAUUUCAAGAAUGGCCACAGCUUUUAGAUCCAUAUCUGCAAGAUAUACUAUCAAACCUAGUGGAUGCAUUCUUAGCAUAUCUGGAAGUGCAUAGAGCUCAAUAUGUGCUCGCGUCAUCGAACGUUUCGAUGCAGAGCAGAGCCACAAUGGGCCCUCUGAUUCCUUUGCCCAGGGCAAUCUGCAUGAUUCUAUACACGCUCUGCAAAAUCCGUGGCGUCAAAGUCAUUAGCUGGUUUUUCAACAAUGAGCCAAAAUAUCUGGAAGUCAUGUUGCGCGUCUUCAUUGAAUGGGACAGUGAUGCCGCCACCCCCGAGGCAGACACCAGUGAAACAGCCAGCACGAACGCUCAGCCCAAGUCUCUAAUUUGGCAAGAGAGAUACGUAAUGCUUCUUUGGCUAUCUCAUCUACUUCUUGCGCCGUUCGACCUCGCGUCUAUCUCGUCAGAGACAUUGCCGGUGCCGUAUGAUAAUCUUUCGGUUGUCCCUGAUCUAUCCCCGGAUAUCCCCCGUGUGUCUUGUUCGAUUCUUUCGAUAUGUCUUAAGUAUGUUGUGCUUCCUGGGAAGGAACGGGAGGCUGCUACCCUGUUGUUGUCUAGACUUUCCCUGCGGGUGGAUAUGCAACGAUUGGGCCUUUUAGACUCUCUCAUGCGGUGGGCGCUGGAUAUUCUACAUCCGAAAACUGAAGGUAUAGUUCCGCCGCCGGUAUACACCUGUAUUGGAGUGCUUUCUUUUAUCUCUAGGCUUGGGGCAUCUGGGCAAGUUGGCGAUUUGGCCUCAUUUAUUGUGCCGAUAUUUAACGGAAUUCUGCCCUUAUCUGAAGGAGAAUCACCCCUUGCUCAGACGAUUAGGUCGUCUGCAUCUGCCAGGAAGUCGAUGGUAAAGAUUCUCCGGACUAUCACGACUCUCGUGAUAUCGUUGGAAGAGAGCCCUGGACAUCAUCAAAUUCCUGAGGAGACUGUGUCGAUGAUCCUGGAGAACGCAAUUGAUUACUUCCUUGUCUCGCUCGGUGAUAGAGAUACCCCAGUACGAUUGGCAGCGAGCAAGGCACUUAGCAUGAUUACUCUCAAGCUGGCUCCAGAUAUGGCUUCCGAUAUCGUAGAGGCAGUUAUUAGUUCACUGGAUGAGAAUAUCCUUUAUGAGAGGCAGGAUGGCACGUUAAUCACGCCAUCUGAAGCCCAGAAUGUCGACGUUAAGUUACGGAAGCGCAACAUAAGCGCCGUAUGCCCUCAAAAGUGGCAGGGUCUGAUCCUCACUCUUGCGCAUUUACUAUACCGCCGCUCGCCACCAACCGCCCUGCUUCCCCAAGUGCUUCAGUCACUAGUAUCUGGACUAGAUUUUGAGCAACGGUCAUCGACGGGUAGUUCAGUCGGAACCAAUGUUAGAGAUGCUGCAUGCUUUGGAAUAUGGGCUUUAGCUCGGAAGUACACGACUAGCGAACUACAGGACCUCGACGCCCAGGAAUUGAAGGUGACAACAAACCAGGAAGAUGGGAGUACGUUGCAAGCUCUUGUGAUAGAACUUGUCUGUGCUGCAUGUUUAGAUCCCUCGGGAAAUGUUCGACGCGGCGCUUCUGCUGCAUUGCAGGAGCUUGUUGGUCGCCAUCCAGAUACAAUUUUCGAAGGCAUUCCUUUGAUUCAGGUUGUUGAUUAUCAUGCCGUUGCUCGCAGGUCGAGGGCGAUGAUCGAUGUUGCAACAGGGGCUUCGGAUAUAGGAACUUUGUACUGGAAACCCCUCGUGAAUGGCUUCUUACAGUGGAGGGGCAUUGGCUCUCCUGACGCAGAGUCGCGACGAACUGCUGCUCGUGUCCUCGGCGAUUUAAGCCUUCAGGAAUCAUACAAGUCCUUGAGCAUAAUGCUUGAGCGACUUGUACAACAGCUUUCUACGACACCACUACAAGCUGUUGAGGCAAGACAUGGCCUAUUUUUAUCUAUUGCUGCUACUAUUGAUGCUUUCAUCAGGCAUAGAAACCAGGGAGGUGGCAAAUCCUGUUCGCCCGAGUAUACCAAAAAGGUCGUGGCUCAAAUUACUGAUCUUUGGGGGACUAUUUUUGACUCUGCUAUCGCCCCAACAGCGGACGUCCUGACGGAUCAUACUCUACGCCCUGACCUCACUGCUGAGGCUUGCGCAUAUCUUAUCUCUUCUCUUUCUCGCUCCUGCGGGCCCGAGGAGCAACAAAAUGAUGUCCACCCUACUCUCCCCCACCCAUCUCCUCGAUUGCUUGAUAAAGUUAUUGAGGUCUUGCUGUUAUGUAUGUUUCGACCAGAUGAUAUUCCGAUUGAGGCCUCAUCGCAAGCAGCUUCGUACUUAUUCGCACUACUUCCUAACUCUCAAAAGUUGGAGGUUGUGCAAAAAUGGUUCAACAAUAUUCAGGAUAACUGGCGGUUGGAGACUGGGCGCGGGCAAAUUGCAGCAUUGGGUGCGGUUUUCAAACGGAUGCCGACAGCUGGUGAAGGGAGGCAGUUUAUUAUAGAUAAGCUCAUCGAUUGUACCGGGGUGGAAGAGAAAAUCGCUAAACGGUCGUCAGCUGUGAAGUGUCUUGCUUCUGGUGUGUUGCCGGAUAUAGAUGAUGUAGAAUCCCUUGCUGGGCACUUCAAGACCUUUCUUAAUGACUACACAACGGACCGAAGAGGUGAUGUUGGUUCGUUCAUCAGGCUUGAGGCGAUCGAGGCAGUUAAUGUCAUCCUUGAAUCGAAAGUGCCACCUGGCUCAGCACCUGUCUACCUGAAGGACUUGAUGAGCUGUGUUGUACGCCUCACCGCAGAAAAACUUGACAAAGUCCGCUUUCACGCGUGGAAAUGUUUUAAGACAUUUUGGGAGACAUCCACGGACUUGCCUCCUCUAACAAAGAAAUUUGAGCAUUUUAGCCAAGUCUCUACGGCAGACUAUUUCUUACAACUUUGCGACUUACUACAGGUUGACUGGCUUCGUCACUCGCUCUCUAAAGGCAUGGUAACGUCCGCUACCACCGGUACCGAAGUAGUAGUCCGAUCCGCCCGCUUCGCGCUUUUGCAAUACAUAAAUAGCCAGAACGAUGAGCAAAAAAACAAUAUAUGUGCUAAACUUAUCGAAGACUGGCUCUCGAUACUGGAAAGCGAUAAUGAUGACGAUCGUUAUGCUAUCCCAGCUGUAGAAAUGAUUGUGUUCUUACUUGACAACUACUUCUUGCAUAAUUCCCCUGAUCCGAAUAUCAACUACCAAAAUCUCUUCGUUGCUGUUCAAAAGUUCCAUUAUAAAUCAGCCAAUAUGGCCCGGAUUGAAGCUGCGAUAAAAGUAUAUGCACUCCUUUGGAGGCUGAAUGUUGUUAGAGGAGACGCCAUGAAAAAGCUGACGGGAAUGCUGUUGCAUCCAUAUCCUAAGAUCCGAACCAUUGCCGCGGACUGUUUAUAUAUGGAGAGCCAUAUUGAGGAAAUGAAAGGCGAAGACUGGUCAAGUCCCCCAAAGCAAUUGAAAGCGAAGGUUGAUAAUUUGCGACUAGUUCUUUCUCGUCAUCCACAUGAUAUCUCUCAAUAG